This is a messenger RNA of Acanthosepion pharaonis, 1524 nucleotides long. The record is from the annotation of a GenBank genome assembly. NCBI's taxonomy places the organism in Eukaryota, Metazoa, Mollusca, Cephalopoda, Sepiida, Sepiidae.
AUGCUGCAAACACGAUUCUUCGACGGGGAAAACAAUUCUUUCGUUCCUUCUCCCUUUCUGGCAUUCUUGCCUUUCAUUCAUUUUUCCUUUUCUUUCAUUCAGUCUCUCGUUCUUGUCUCUCAUUCCCUCUUCCUCUUCUCUCAUUCGGUCUCUCUUUCUUGCCUUCUUCCUCUUCUGUCAUUCGAUCUUUCGUUCUUGUUUUUCGUUUCUCCUUCUACUUCUCUCUUUCGGUCACAUGUUCUUAUUUUCCAUUCCCCCCCUCCUUCCCCUUCGUGUUCAAAACUUUGUAUUUCAUUCAUUUAUCCUCUUCUCUCCUUCGGACUCACGUUCUUGUCUUUCAUUCAUGCAUCCUCUUCUCUCAUUCAGUUUCUCGUUUUUAACUUUCAUUCCUUCUCCUUCUUCUUCAUUCAUUUGAUCGCUCUUUCUAUUCUUUCGUUCCUUCUUUCUCUUCUGACAUUAUUGUCUUUCGUUCAUUUUUCCUCUUCUCUCAUUCGGUCUCUCGUUCCUUCUUCCUUUCUCUCUCUCUCGCUCUUGUCUCUCUUUCACUCUUCCUCUUCUCUCAUUCAGUCUCUCAUUCUUAACUUUCAUUCAUUCUUAAUUUUCUCAUACUUUUCUUUCGUUCCUUCUUCUCUCAUUGCUCGUGUAUUAUUCUUUCUUUCUCCUUUCCCGCUCGGCCUCGCGUUAUUGUCUGCCAUUUCUUUUUCCUCCCGUUUGUCUCGUUCCUGCCUUCUACCUCUUCUCUCUUUCUAUCUCUCAUUCUUGCGUUACGUUCUUUUUUCCUCUUCUCUCAUUCGAUCUCUCGUCGUUGUCUUUCAUUCAUUCAUUCAUUCAUUCAUUCUUUUGUCUUUCGUUUCUUCUUCCUCUUUUUUCUUUCAGUCUUUCGUUCGUAUUUUUCGUUCCUUCUUCCUCUUCUUUCAUUCUUUCUUAUCUCCUAUUCAUUCUUCUCCUUUUCUCAUUCGGUCACUCAUUCUUAUUUUUCUUCCCUUCUUCUUCUUCCCUCAUUCGCUCUCUCGAUCUUCUUCCUUCCUUCCUUCCUUCCUUCCUUCCUUCCUUCCUUCCUUCCUUGCUCUUACUUUAUUUCCCCUUCGUUUUUCUUCUUCUUCUUCUUCUAAUUCCCUCUCCCUUUCUUUUUGUUUCGCUCUUCCUUCAUCUCCUCUCUUUCGAUUUAUUUCUCUCUUUCGUUCUUUCUUUCUCUUCUCUCAUUCUGUUCCUCUUUCUUUCCUUUCAAUCUAUCUUUCUCUUCUCCUUUUCGGCGCCUUUAUUUCUUUCCUUUCGUUCCUUCUCCCUGUUCUCUUUUUCAGUCGCUCUUUCUCUUUAGUUCUUUCUUCGUUUUCCUUCCUUACUCUUCUCGCAUUCGGAGCGUCUUUCUUUCUUUCUUUCUUUCUUUCUUUCUUUCUUUCUUUCUUCCUCUUUACUGAUUCGACCCCUUGUUUCUCUUUAUUCCUUCUCUCCUUCCUUUCCACGUUGUAUCUCUUUUUACCUUUAAAUCCUCUCACUAAUCUGCAACGUACAUUUAUUAAUUAG